AUGGAUGAGUUGAUCUCAUACGAGGGUAAUUGGCCGGCAGGGGGUAUCAUAUCAACCGCCGACGAUAUGUUGAGGUUUGGAAACGCAAUGAUCUCUUCAUAUAAGGGCACAAAUGGUUUCUUGACUCAACAAACAGUACGGGAGUUGUGGUCACCGGAAACUGUGGGCAAAGUUAAGCCUAUAAUUAUGGGAACCGAUGAAUAUGGGGGAAUGGACGGUACGACUACCCUGUUCAAUCUAUUUCCCGAUGAGAAUAUGGUGGGCAUUGCUUUUCUCAAUAGAGGUAUGGGUGCGCAGGGUUUGGAUUUGGAAAAGUUGGCGCUAAAUGUGGCCAAAAAUUUUAAAGAUUUUCUGUAA
Messenger RNA from Oppiella nova, 357 nucleotides. The record is from the annotation of a GenBank genome assembly. Lineage: Eukaryota; Metazoa; Arthropoda; Arachnida; Sarcoptiformes; Oppiidae.